Messenger RNA from Purpureocillium lilacinum, 372 nucleotides. NCBI's taxonomy places the organism in Eukaryota, Fungi, Ascomycota, Sordariomycetes, Hypocreales, Ophiocordycipitaceae. The record is from RefSeq and is a predicted model, not a curated record.
AUGGCUUCGCAGGCAGACUACAAGGACCGGCAAUUCCUCGCCGUGAUUGGCGACGAGGACUCGGUGACGGGACUGCUCCUUGCUGGCAUCGGCCAUGUCACCGCUGGUGCCGACGCGCAGAAGAACUUCCUUGUGGUCGACAGCAAGACUGACACUGCGGCUGUCGAGUCCGCUUUCGACCGGUUCACCCAGGAGAGGAAAGACAUUGGCAUCGUCUUGAUCAACCAACACAUUGCUGACAGAAUACGGCAUCGGAUCGACACCUACACGGCGGCUUUCCCUACGGUCCUCGAGAUUCCAAGCAAAGAUCACCCUUACGACCCGGAGAAGGACAGUGUACUGAGGCGGGUACGCCGACUAUUUGGCGAGUAA